This is a messenger RNA of Cooperia oncophora, 372 nucleotides long. Lineage: Eukaryota; Metazoa; Nematoda; Chromadorea; Rhabditida; Trichostrongylidae. The record is from the annotation of a GenBank genome assembly.
AUGGAAAUAGAUAACGGCCAAUGUUCAUCCUCUGAUGAUGAAUGUGAAGAACAGAGGAUAGAAGUUUCUCAUCGGCACUCAGCUGUAGUUGAACUGGAUCUUGAUACGGAAGAUAUCGCGCAGAAAGUACUUCGUGUUUUGAGUGUUGACAAGGAGCCGAGUCGUAGUAAUGCCGUGCGAAAAUUUUCAGUAGAAGGAUGCAAAUUACAAAUAAGGAUUGCUGCCAUGGAUAGAAAGUCACUACAAAGAUCGUUGGCUAACUUGCUUGAUAUGUGCGAUCUUGCUAAAUCUGUGAUAGAUUUGACAGCGCAGAAAAAAUGGAUCACAGUCAGAGAGCCUGCGCAGAAGAAGUUGAAAAAUUGCUCAGAUUGA